Molecule: messenger RNA, 1859 nt
Organism: Dendronephthya gigantea
Lineage: Eukaryota; Metazoa; Cnidaria; Anthozoa; Malacalcyonacea; Nephtheidae
Product: vesicular glutamate transporter 2-like
Exons: 10
Coding region: 170-1723 (517 amino acids)
Biological process (GO): transmembrane transport; monoatomic anion transport
Molecular function (GO): transmembrane transporter activity
Source: RefSeq, a predicted model, not a curated record
UGCAUGAUCAUAAUUUUAGCUAGCGUUGUAGCCACCUGUCAAUUUUGCAACGGUCUUUGAUUUCACGUUAUGGCGGUGUUGUUGAAAUAAUGAAAUACAUACAAUAACCACGUGUAAGAUGCUUCUUGAAGAUAUAUAAAAUUUCCCGCCAUAUAUUGUUUUCAUCCAAAUGGAUUCAAAUUUGGAAGACACCAAGAGUGGUACAAAAAAGAGGGAUAUUUCUGAAGAAGACAACGAGAUUGCAACAAAAAAUGAAGGUGAAGAAUUAAACAGACAAGAAAAUAUCGAAAAACAAGUUGGUGAAGGAAGCUCUGAAUUGCUCGCGAAACAGGAUGAGGAAGCGAGGAAGGACUCGAGAAUAGCAGAAUCUUCAAAAUUUUCUCUUUCCUACGGAAUUCCAAAACGUUACGUGCUGUUGCUCUUAGUGUUUCUCGGUUUUGUGAACAUUUACGGUUUGAGGAUCAAUCUGAAUGUUGCACUUGUUGCCAUGGUGAAUAAUCGCACGUAUACACGUGGUGGAGUGACUGUCAGCGAACCAGCCGAAUUCCACUGGAACUCGAAAACACAAGGUAUUGUAUUAGGUUCAUUUUUCUAUGGUUACUGGGCUUUGCAAGUUCCAGGCGCGUGGAUCGCGAUGAAAUUAGGAGGAACACGAGUGUUUGGAUACGGCGUUCUGCUCUCUGCUCUGCUCACUCUAUUGACGCCAGUGGCAGCGAGAUAUAGUGUCGGAGCUUUGAUAGGACUUCGAGUAUUUGAAGGUCUAUUUUUGGGAGUUAGUUAUCCUUGCAAUCACGCGAUAUGGAGCAAGUGGGCUCCUGUUUCUGAACGUAGUACCCUCGUUACGGCUGCUAUUGCUGGUGCAGCAGUUGGAAACAUUGUUGCUCUUCCACUGACUGGGUUAUUGUGUAAAUACGGAUUUGAUGGUGGCUGGCCCACUGUCUUCUAUUUUUUUGGCUCAAUGAGCAUUCUGUGGUAUCUUAUUUGGGAAUUUUUUGCCUACGAAUCACCCGCCGUGCAUCCGACGAUAUCAGAAAGUGAAAAAGAUUAUAUCGAAGGGAGUAUAGCGGAUGAAAAGAUCGAAAGCGACUGUCCGCCGUGGGGAAAGAUUUUGACAUCGCCACCGGUUUGGGGAAUAAACAUUGGACACUUCGGAGCGUGCUGGGGAUAUUAUACACUCUUCACAGAAAUGCCAACUUUCCUGAAGGAUAUUCUCCAUUUUGACAUCAAACACAUGGGAUUUCUGGCAGCUUGUCCAUAUAUGCUCAAGUCAGUACUAGGACCUUUAGGAGGACUUUCAGCAGACUUUCUUAUCAAGUACAAAAUCAUGUCAAUACGAAAUGUUCGUGCUUUGUGUUACGCUAUAGGUUGCAUAUUUGCUGGUAUUUUUAUUGUCGCCACAAGCUACGCGACGCAGCGAUAUUUGUGUGUUAUAUUUCUUGUUCUUGGCGUCGGUUUUUCUGGCAUAAAUGCGGCUGGUUAUGCCGUCAAUCACUUGGACAUAGCUCCACGCUAUGCUGGGUUGUUGAUGGGUCUGUCGAAUACGUUUGGUUCCAUGCCUGGAUUUCUCAGUCCUAUGCUAACUGGAUACAUCGCACAUUCUAAGGAUCCUGAAGAAUGGAAAAUUGUUUUUUGGAUAACACUUAUAAUUUAUGUGGUAACUUCAAUUAUUUACGCCAUACUUGUAUCGGGGACGAAACAGCCCUGGGCAGACAAAAAAUCCUAACUUUGUAUAACCCGAGAAUUUUAUGGUAUGGCCCAAGUGUUGUGUUAUAGAAAUGAAAUACCCUAAAGAACAACAUGUUGUAAACCAACGAUUUUAUCUUUAAAACAAGUUAAACAAAGAAAACAAUUUAAAAUCA